AUGCACCGGUUGAACUUUCCACUCUCUCAUAUUGAUUAUUUGCCGCUUCUGAGUUGUUGUUUAUUUAUUUAUUUUUUUUUGCUCCAUGCCUCUCUGCAGCCCUCCUGCUACGCUUGCUCAUGUCGCUUCCGCGUUGGUGUUAUUGUGCAUUGUCCCGUGGGCAGUAGGAAAGAGAAAGGAGGGUCCAAAGUCAACCUGGCCAGACGCUCUCUCCGUGCGUGUGUGUCUCUUUUUUUUUUUCGGUGGUGGGAGCGGGAAGGGACAACGAGGGGGGGGAGGCAACCACCACGAAUGGUGGGACAUGUUGGGGAGGGUAGUCGUAGAAAGUCUCGAAAAAGACAACGUGAUGAUUCCUGUGAAAAUAGCACUCAUGACAAGAAGGCGAGGAGUCAUGGCAAUGAAAGCGGUCCAUCCCCUUCUUCCAUUGCCUCUUUCCACACAAACGAGGAGUCAAUGCCUCUUCACAGUUCAACUCGUGAAGAAUUUGAUGACAGGUUGAGACACGUCACGACACCCUCCACCUUGCCACAUAAGAUGGAUGUAGAAACUGUUGGCCUCACGGAUAAGAAUGAAGGUGGAUCUUUCUUUAUUAUCCACCUCAACGAAAGGCCAUCUCGUGUAGCCGUGACCACGCCUUAUAUAAAUCCUCGGCAGUUGUUUGGACAUGCGGGUAUUUUAUUGCAGGAUGUCACAGUACCCCGUCAUCCAAUUCUUCUUCUGCCUUGUCCGCAUACGGGCAACGUCACGGUGCAUCCGCGACGCCGUUACAGACUGAUGAAGUUUAUUGGGGAACACAUGUGUCUUGCGGGGGACUUUUACCCAGUACUGGAUGAAGAAUACCAACAGCGCAGACAGAAUUCUUCCGAGGCUUUCCGAAUACGGCAGCGAGAGUCGUGGGCAAUGAGUGAGUUGAUGGGCAUGAUGAAAUUCCUCCAGUCUAACCCGCAGAAUAGUGUGGAUGACUUUUGGGCCCUUCCACCAGAGGAGGCAGCGCGUUACCACUCGUGCGGGAAUGUUGCACUACUUGAACGGAGCGAAGGCAUCCAGUCUGAGAAUAAUGACGAGAUGGAGUCCGUAAGUGAUGAGGAACUUGGUGGAGCCAGCAGCAGCAGCAGCAACGGAGACACUUAG
Messenger RNA from Trypanosoma cruzi, 1131 nucleotides. RefSeq lists its product as uncharacterized. NCBI's taxonomy places the organism in Eukaryota, Euglenozoa, Kinetoplastea, Trypanosomatida, Trypanosomatidae. The coding region runs from base 1 to 1131 and encodes 376 amino acids. The transcript has a single exon. The record is from RefSeq and is a predicted model, not a curated record.